This is a messenger RNA of Elaeis guineensis (African oil palm), 1159 nucleotides long. The record is from RefSeq and is a predicted model, not a curated record. Lineage: Eukaryota; Viridiplantae; Streptophyta; Magnoliopsida; Arecales; Arecaceae.
CAAACUACCACACUUAACUGAAGUCCUACAACCAUGUCUUCUACUUCUCCCACUUCUCCGGCCAUCAUCCAUUCUCUGAUUAGAGACUUCUACUCUAGAAGACUUCUAUUCCACACUCCCCUCUAUAAACAACCCACUCAACUAAGCCCAUCAUGGACCAGCCCGGCCGGUUCUGAGCCGGAUUCCGGCAGACCGGCGAGUAGCUUCGAUGCCAACGUCGUCAUGAUACUUGCCGUUCUCCUAUGCGCUUUAAUAUGUGCACUAGGACUCAAUUCCAUCGUCCGGUGCGCACUCCGGUGCUCGAACCGCAUCGUGGUCGUCGAGCCCGAUACCAACCCGGUGGUUCGGUUCGCCCAGACCGGGCUCAGGAGGAAGGCCCUCCGAGCCCUGCCCACACAGGUAUACUCGGCCGGGGUCAAGCUCGAUGGGGCCAACACAGAGUGCGCCAUCUGUCUCUCGGAUUUCGUGCCCGGGGAAAGGGUCCGGUUCCUGCCCAGGUGCAACCAUGGGUUCCAUGUUAGGUGCAUCGACCGGUGGCUCAUGGCGCGGUCGUCGUGCCCGACCUGCCGGCAAUGUUUGUUUUGUUCGAGCCCGAAGACCUCCGGUUGCACCGAGGUGAACCAGCCGGGUCAAGCACCGGUUCAGGCAGUCCUAGUGCCAUUGGAGCCAGAAGGUCUGAUUACUAAUUAUGAAUCAUAGAGAGGAUUGUUAGCUAUUUUUUUUUGUUUUUUUCUUCUUUUUUUUUUUCUUUUGUUUUGAGAAAAUCAGGGCUGUUAAAUACUUAAACUUGCUUCAGGGUUCAAAGUAUAUGUAAACCGUAUAUACCGGGCUGCUGAAAAGUUUUGAGUGUUAUGUUCAGUAAAAGAAUAUAUAUAUAAAGAGAGGAGUGCUGUGCUUACUUUUUAAAUGAUUUGCAGCUUGGGAUCUUCUUUUCUAUACUAUGCUCUUUUUUCAUCUUAUUUCGUUUUAAAUAUACUUGAAAGUAAAUGUAGGUGCACUCCGAUCGUUCAGCAUCAUGUUCCUAUACUUGACUGCACUGGAUGUGCAUCAGAGAUAUAACAUGUAACAGUGCAGAUCAAUUGUGUCAUGGCCCAGUGUUGCAGAUUCAACUGAAGGUAGCAAUCAACAUUGCCCUUUUUCCUAUAGAAAUGUCGCAUCA